Chrysochloris asiatica (Cape golden mole) is the source of this 726-nucleotide messenger RNA. Its product is annotated as glutathione S-transferase theta-4-like. Bases 1 to 726 code for a protein of 241 amino acids. The record is from RefSeq and is a predicted model, not a curated record. Gene Ontology annotation, biological process: glutathione metabolic process. Gene Ontology annotation, cellular component: cytoplasm. Gene Ontology annotation, molecular function: glutathione transferase activity. The transcript is spliced from 5 exons. Lineage: Eukaryota; Metazoa; Chordata; Mammalia; Afrosoricida; Chrysochloridae.
AUGGGUCUCGAGCUGUACAUGGACCUGCUGUCGGCGCCCUGCCGUGCCGUUUACAUCUUUGCACGGAAGAACAGCAUUCCCUUUGACUUCCAGUUUGUGGAUCUGUUGAAAGGUCACCACCACAGCAAGGAGUACAUCGAGAUAAAUCCCCUGAGGAAGCUGCCCAGCCUCAAAGAUGGAAAAUUUAUCUUAUCUGAAAGUGUAGCCAUCCUCUCUUACCUGUGCCGAAAGUACAGUGCACCCUCACACUGGUACCCGCCAGACCUGCACACGCGUGCCCGUGUAGAUGAAUUCAUGGCCUGGCAACACACAGCCAUCCAGCUGCCCAUGAACAAGAUACUCUGGAUCAAGUUGCUGAUCCCAAUGAUCACGGGAGAAGAGGUAUCCGCUGAGAAGACAGAGAAGAUCCUGGAAGAAGUGAAGAUCAAUCUUCAGCUCUUUGAGGAGAAGUUUCUUCAGGACAGAAUGUUCAUCACAGGAGACCACGUCUCCCUGGCCGACCUGGUGGCCCUGGUGGAGAUGAUGCAGCCCAUGGGAGGCAACUAUAACGUCUUCCUCAGCAGCCCAAAGCUGGCUGAGUGGCGCAUGCGAGUGGAGUUGACUCUUGGCUCUGGCCUAUUCUGGGAGGCCCAUGACCGUCUGGUGAAAUUGGCAGAUUGGGACUGUUCAACAUUGGAUCCGGGGGUCAAAGAAAGGAUCUGUGAGUUUCUGCAGAAGUACAAAUGA